AUGGGACGUACGGUAAACGGUACGUACGCAGGUGUGUUUCACAGUGCUCGUGCACCCCGCGUCACGCGCCAGCCACUCGGUGUCGAAGAACAGACGGUGGGUGGCUGUGAAAACGAGAAAAAAACGAGAGAAAGGGGAGGAAUACGCUUGUUCGCGUAUUUGUACGUCUGCCGUCGCGUCUCACGGUUGCCUCUCAGUUGGACAGAGAGAAAAGGGAAGUUCACGGGCUUGUUGCCAAAGUUUGCUUGUUCGCAAACGACGACGGGGGGGUGGUAGCUCGUACGUGUCCCCGUGACCGCGUAGUACCGCGAACUACCGCGCGAAAAAAAGGUACCUUCUGCUGAAAGUCUUCUCUCGAGAGAACAGUCCAACUCGUCGCCGGCUGAGAAUGGUUCAGAGGUUUUGCACCAGCGUGGCCGCGCUCAGCCUCGCCCUGAGUGCCUGCCUUGUUCUCCCCCGUGCCGUCAUGGCGAUCGACUUGAGCCGAUUCUACGGUCACUUCAACAAACGUACGGGAGAUGCAUGCCGCCCGUACGAGCCGUUCAAGUGUCCAGGAGACGGAAUCUGCAUCUCAAUUCAGUAUCUUUGCGACGGAGCCCCCGAUUGUCAAGAUGGAUACGACGAAGAUUCGCGAUUAUGCACAGCUGCGAAGAGACCACCAGUAGAGGAGACUGCUAGUUUUCUGCAAUCGUUGCUGGCAAGUCACGGCCCAAAUUAUCUUGAGAAAUUAUUCGGGACCAAAGCGCGGGACACACUGAAACCUCUUGGCGGCGUGAACACGGUUGCUAUAGCACUUUCUGAAUCUCAGACGAUCGAGGAUUUUGGCGCAGCUUUGCAUCUCAUGCGCUCUGAUUUGGAACACCUGCGCUCGGUGUUUAUGGCGGUGGAGAACGGCGACUUGGGCAUGCUGAAAUCAAUCGGCAUCAAGGACUCGGAGCUAGGGGACGUGAAGUUUUUCCUGGAGAAGCUCGUGAAAACCGGCUUUCUCGACUGAAUUGGCAUUUCCACGGAGCGCCGUUGCGGAGGCGCUAUAACACUGGCUGUAUCGUAUAACAAUCGCACUAUCCUAUCGCCUUGAGAAGUUCUUUGGCAAGUUCCCCUUCUUCUUCCAUCCCCUUUCUUUUCCUCAUUCUGGCUCUCUUUCUCUGUCUCUGCCUCUCUUUGUCUCAAGUUUUCCUUUCGCUUUCCCCUCGAUGUCAUCUUAUUGCUCUCCCCGCUUUUCAAAGAACGCAUCGAGCGAGCAUCGAGAUAAGUUAAGAAGAUAUCUAUCAUUAUCGAGAGGCACGGGAGUGUUGAAUGUUUAAAAUGUUUCCCAAAUGUCAAGGGUUGAUGCUUGUAUAUCCAUGCACAUUUAUCGACGCGACGUCACUCAUUUUCGCGCUGCGAUGGACACGCGCUUUUAUGUCGAUGAACGUUCGUUCCAUUCUUUUGCCAUGCGACAUAUAAAAACAAGAAAUACAAAAUUGAAAUAACGAGAAGAAAUUCAACGGUGAAUUCGUCGGCAAUCGCGCAACGGAGACGACACGUAACCUAAUGUCAGGUACAUUAAUUAUAUUUUGCCGAACGCUCAGUUAUACGACGUGUACAAUCGAUACUAAUUAACCGUCAGUCUGUUUUUGUCGUUGACGUGCAAUCAUCGUCCGAGACACAAAACGUUUUAAAAUACUCUGUGAAAACGAGUUCACAGAAUACUUGUCGGUUCUUUUUAUAUUUUUAAAAAUACUCACGCAAUUUUAAUCGAUGAUGAUAAUUGAGAAAACCCUUUGAUAAUUUGGAUGCUUUUGUUUUUGGGAACACAAAUGUGUUGAAACGUGCAAGAAACGGUGGUACAGUUUCUUGCCUCUUGACUUUUAUUUCACCGUAUCGUCCGACUCCCGUGGCGCUCUCUGUAUUUUACUACAUAUUGUACCGAAGCUGUGCUUCGGUGGCUAAUAUUCGUGAUACUUGACGUAACGACACGUACGUAAAAUUCAUGCAUGCGCGAAACCUGCCUUGCGACUCGGAACACUGCACGUGUUUUUUCGUUACAUUUUUCUGUACAAUAUAUACAUACAUUAUAUAUAUAUGUCAUCUACUGCACAUUUACACGCUUGUAUGAACUCGGAUAAUUACUGCUGGUACAGUACCAAUACACAUACUAAAGGUUCUUCUACGGAUUUCAGUUUCUCGUAUCGAGGUUGAGAUUUGUCUCUAGAUCUUGCACGUUUAGAUUAAAUCAAUAUCUCGCGAGAUAUACUUAUCAUUAUACACAUAUAAUUAUCCACAGAUAAGUAAGUGAGGGACAAUCAGAGAAAAAACUUUAAACGAUACCUCUUCCUAUUGCAUAUUCGAGAGAAGUUGCUUUGAUACUCCAAGUACGAGGGAAGUGAUUAGAACACGGUCUUUGUGAAUUUAACAAGUGUAGAAUGUAGCCAUUGCUGGUUUCACUUGAGCGAAAUUACACUUGUGUACAAUCAAUCCUCGUCGAUACGCACCAAACGGAAAUACGUAGACAAGCCUGACUCUUUACCUUGACGAUGUUCUGUUAAACUGCAUUGUAAAUCUUGAAAAUGUGAAGUGACACGCGUCUUGGCGUCCUUUUUUCUCGUUGACGAAUGUAACGGAGGGAAGAGAUCGAUGCGAAAAUCUUCGACAGUUGGAAGAAUUUCGAAUCGAUCCCUUGAUAUGCUGCUACGACAACACAACGUAUAGAUCUUGACAGGACUCUGCAAACAAUGGACUCGGCAAGAGGUUAAGACAAUUGUCCCGAUUAAUUUAUUAUAUAUCUGUUGCUUAGAUUCCGGUUAAUUUAAUCUGUAAAUCGCAGUGUAAAUUUGUUUGCUAUACGAACAAUGAUUGAUCUUCAGCUCAACUACAAAAUACACGUAUAAUCAUUUACAUGAGAGGAUGCAUACACAUAUGUACACAUACACAGGUAUAUGUAUAUAAAAAUCUAUGUAUACACAAACACACACGCGCGCACACACACAUAUAUAUAUAUAUCUAUUUUAAGCAAGAAAAGUGAAGCAGGUACAAAUUGAGCAUCGUAUCGCAUUCCUUCAGGGUAGAACGCGUUCUUUACUUAAGAAAAUGAAGGUGACGAUGAUGAUGAUGAUGAUGAUGAUGAUGAUGAUGGUAAUGACGACGAAGCAAGUAUACAAUGCUGUGUAUUAAUAUUUUCAUUACGGUAACGCAACACAACAUAUCAAUAUAGAUACAUAUCAGUAAUCUAAUUUAAAGAGAUGAGUGCCGAAUUCUCUCUGGGAGCCAAUCUCUCCAGAUUUAGUUUUUUUUCUCUAUGGUCUGGGAAAAAUACAGACCGUUCGAGUGAAAUGAAAUUUCGACGCUGUAAAAACUACAUCGUAUACAAACGUGGAGACUCAAAGCUUUGGCUCCACCGUGGAGAGACUUCAGUAUAGGUGAAACACAUCUCUACCUAUCAAGCGUAAUACAUAUCUUCUAGUCAACCACUGACAUAUCUUCUAAUUAAUGAUAAAUAAAUAAGUCUAUAUAUAUAUAUAUAUAUAUAAUUACAUAUCAACAAAGACGUCACUUUUAUCAGAUAGUAGAUAUAUAUAUAUUAUUUUGAUAUAUAAAAGAAAAACGAAGAAAAAAUGACGGAGAGAAAUAUGUGUAUGUAACGUUCCCUCUAGGUGUCAAUUACGGUUCAAAGUAGGGCCUGGACCGAGGACAGAAUCCCGAGGGAAGUUUGCGUAAGCUUUAGAGUUUGGAAACAUUUUUCAAAGGAUCAAGGCGCUCCGAAUCUCCGCAUCGCGAACGCUUUAAUCCUGAUCUAUAAACCACCCCACCUCCACCUUUGCCCUCAAUUUUGACGUGUUAUAUUUAAGAACAUAAGGCCGUUCAUCUCUGGUGGUAAUUGGUGGCAAAUUGACGAAUCCAUGCGCGGCGCUAUAUGUUUCUAUCGCUCUCGAGCGACGGGCACUAAAAUGCUUGUACAUGCUACAUCUAUGUCUGUUUGUUUCUCUGUUCCUCACAGCGAAUGACCUCACACGUCGUCUGUUCUUCUUUUGUACGAUUUCAACCAAGUCAACAAAGUCAAGUUACAUCUAAUAAUGUAUUUAGUAUUAGUUUCACUGAUAAUGUAAUAAUUUUAGUACUAGAUGAUGCACACACAGAUAUUUGUCGUUGUUCGUCGAUCAGUGGACAGUGGCCGAGAUUGGAACAAAAAUUAAUAACUUCAGUUAAAUGUAGGAUUUCACUUUUUAACAAAGCAGAUUGGAUAAAUUGUGAACCAUAGUAACAGAACAUAUCUAUACAAUCCGUCCAUGAUAUAUUCAGCCAAAAGGAUUACCAGUUACCCGUAUAAAGGAAAAGAGUUACAUUUUCGAUCGAUGCAGAGGAUAUUUUAAAAAGAAAAAAAGGAUAUUUUUUCAAGAGAGUAGUAUUUCCGUUGAACACGUCGCACGUAGCGUGAACAAGCAUUGUCAGACAUUUCUGCCAGUCGACGAGAUGCACAGCGCAUACACGUAUACGUACAGAGAACAUUUUCGACCAUUUUGGUUAUCGAGAUUUAAAUAAUGUGAUAACGUAAUUAAAAA
This is a messenger RNA of Frieseomelitta varia, 4538 nucleotides long. Its product is annotated as prohormone-4. The record is from RefSeq and is a predicted model, not a curated record. Bases 389 to 994 code for a protein of 201 amino acids. Lineage: Eukaryota; Metazoa; Arthropoda; Insecta; Hymenoptera; Apidae. The transcript is spliced from 5 exons. Gene Ontology annotation, molecular function: protein binding.